UCAAAAAUCGUGACUCUGCCGUCUGAGAACCAAUUAAUGCUUGUCUCCACAACUGGCUAUAUAAGGUCUCCUUUGGAUUGCUAUUCUGCAGUAUCAUUCGAUUAAUUUCCUUAAACCAUCUGUUUUCUCUGAGAAUGGAGAGCACCCUUCAUCAGCAGAUCAGUGCCAUGAAGCAAUCCCUCCUUGAUGAGGGUUUUGUGGAUGGGCAUUUUGUUGAGCUGGAGUUGUUGGAAGAUGGGGACAAUCUGCACUUUACUGAGGAAAUCAUAACCUUGUUUUUUACGGAUUCAGCACGCUUGAUUGUUGAUGUGGAAAAGGAACUGAACAAUGAUCCUAUUGAUUAUAGCAAGGUGGAUAAAAUCCUCCAUCAGUUCAAGGGAAGCAGUUCAAGUGUUGGUGCCAACAGAGUUAGACUUCAAGGCACUAAGCUGAGGGAAAGUUGCAAGGAUGGAGACGUUGAAGGUUGGAAGGCAGCUCUGAAACAGCUGAAGAAAGAGCAUGCAACUCUGAAAGAGAAGCUCGAUACUUAUUUCCAGUUGGUCAAGCAACUUGGAUCUGAAAAGAAAACUGUGUGGCACCCAAAUGAAGGACAGGUGGACAUGCUGGCCAAGAACCAGCUGAUGAAGAUGGCAAUCACCAAGGAUGAAAAAGUGGAGUUUGGGCACAAGGAGGACAUGGUAAAGAAGGGGACUGGAAAAGAACCAGGGAAGGUGGUAACUGAGGAAGAAGCAGUGAAGGUGGUGAGUGAUGAAGAGUCGGUGCAGAUGGUGGCCAAGUAGGUGGCCAUGUUGGACCUGAGAAAAGCUACUAGAAGCAUGUCAUAAGUGAAUUCCUGUGCUGGUUUUCUUUUAUGUGUUCUAGCGACUAGCUUUUCUGUAUGGUGUAGGGAUCAUCAGACUUUAUGGGUGUUUUUGUUUUGUUUUGUUUUGUUUUGUGUUCCAGUGACUAGAUUUUCUGAGUGCUUUAGGGAUCACUGGGACUUUCUGUGUGUUUUGUUUCGGUACAAGGCCUGGUUAUGGUUAAGAAGACUGCAUGUUGCGUUUGA
Molecule: messenger RNA, 1045 nt
Organism: Vitis vinifera (wine grape)
Lineage: Eukaryota; Viridiplantae; Streptophyta; Magnoliopsida; Vitales; Vitaceae
Product: histidine-containing phosphotransfer protein 4
Exons: 6
Coding region: 135-779 (214 amino acids)
Biological process (GO): cytokinin-activated signaling pathway; phosphorylation; phosphorelay signal transduction system
Cellular component (GO): nucleus; cytoplasm
Molecular function (GO): protein histidine kinase binding; histidine phosphotransfer kinase activity
Source: RefSeq, a predicted model, not a curated record